Spodoptera littoralis (African cotton leafworm) is the source of this 618-nucleotide messenger RNA. The record is from the annotation of a GenBank genome assembly. Lineage: Eukaryota; Metazoa; Arthropoda; Insecta; Lepidoptera; Noctuidae.
AUGUUCAAGACUUUAUUGUUCGUGGCUGCGGCCGCAGUGUUGGCGUCAGCCCAUGAUGAUGCACCAGAAAUAAAGCAAGCUAUCGCCAAGUUUGAUGGCAACGGUGUGGCUGGCUUGGUGAAGUUCGUCCGUUUAGAUGAUGGCAGGAUCCACGUGACUGGCAAGGUGACGGGCAUGCCUACUGGCAUGUACGGUUUCCACGUCCAUGAGACCGGAGACUUGUCCAACGGCUGCCUUUCCACUGGUGGACAUUUCAACCCCAACGGACAUGACCACGGACAUCCACAUGACGAGAUCCGCCACGUCGGAGACCUCGGAAACGUUGAGUUUGACAACACGAAGACCGCCAACAUCGACUUCAUAGACCCUCAGAUCAAGCUGAACGGUCGCCACAACAUCAUCGGCAGGGCUCUGGUCCUCCACGCGGGUACUGAUGACUACGGCAGGACUGAUCAUCCUGACUCCAAGAAGACUGGCAACGCUGGUGGACGUGUCGUCUGCGGAAUUAUCGGAAUUUUGACUGAGGAACCCCAGAAGGCUAAUUCAGCUGCAAUUUCCACCAGCAGUUUAUUAACAGCUAUAUCUGUUUAUUCUUUCAUUGCAUUUGUAUUACACUGA